GCUACAUACUCAUGCUUUUUUGAUUAAUUAUCAUUCCAUGAAAUCGAAUGAGUCGGAAGACAAGUGAGUGAGUCCAAACUGAUCUAACAACAAAGAAACGAAAUCGUAAAAUAUUCAUAAAUGCGAAAUACUAGUGCACUGACGUCACACGGUGAUUUCUUGUCAAUGGAAGCUCGGAAGCCAUGUUGAUUUGCCCGCCAUUUUGAUUGAACACAAAUCGCGGGGAGGCAGUCGAGAGGCCAUUUGCACGACAAUCGGCCGAUCCUGUUUACACCAUGAGCGAGGCAAAUUCCGUUGCCGCUUCUGAGAAGUCCGAAGAUCUAGAAGAAGACUCUGUGUACAUGCUAUGCGGGCUUUGCAGGAAGCCUCCUGUUGACACGAGUCCUAAACUUUUGCCUUGCCUUCACUCAUUUUGUUUGAAAUGCUUGGAGGAGCGUUUCGCUGAGCAACAGCAAGAAAAGGUUCCCUCGACAACGACAAGUUCUUCGUCAGUUUCGAUCCCAAGGCUGAAAUGUCCAACUUGUGGUCAGGAGUUUUUAGUUCCACCGAAAGGAGUAGCCGGUUUCCUGGAUAAUCAAUUUGUGUUAGAAAACCUAGGAAAACUACAACGGAAACAGGAGAACGUAAAGCGUUUUUGUACUUCUUGUGAAGAUAACAGUCCGGCUUCUUCUUUCUGUUUGAAUUGCAGCGAUUGGCUUUGUGAUGCUUGUGUUUCUGCUCAUCAGAGAGUACGCGUUACCAAAGACCAUAAGAUACAAUCAGAAGCCCAGUAUUUGGAAAAUUCUGAGGCCGCAGACGCAAAGCCCAUUUUCUGUAACAUUCACCAACAAGAAUCCUUAAAACUAUUUUGCGCAAAUUGUGAGAAACUAACUUGCCGAGAUUGCCAGCUUCUUGAACAUAAAGAUCACAAGUAUCAGUUCAUCAAAGAAGCGGCCAUUAGCUACAAAGACUACCUUCGAGGGCAGCUGAAUCGUCUUUACGAACAGGCACAACCUUUAACAGAAUCCAUUAGAGAGGUAGAAAAAGCGGCGAAGGGCCUACAAGAACGGGAAGAAAGCAUUGCUGCUGAAAUCAGAAAAUCCUCAGAAAUGCUAGUCAAGGCAGUAAAACAGCGAGAAAAUGUUUUGUUAACAGAGCUGAAGGCUGUAGUACAUUUUAAACACAAACUUUUGUCGAAACAGAAUAAAGACCUUAGACUGAUGCAAAAGAUUCUUCAACAUAAUUACGGUUUCACCAGGCAUGUUCUAAAGAAUGGUAGUGACAUGGGGUUGUUAUACAGCAAGCGACAACUCAGUUCAAGGAUUCAAAAUCUGUUGAGUCUCAAGUACAAUGUUCUUCCAGUUGCUCACAGUGAUUUGAAAUUUUCAGUUGAAACGGAUAAACUCUGUUCUGUGAUAUCUAAACUUGGAAGUGUUAUGACUCCUGCUGACAGAACUAGUACUAAUUCAGCUAGACCUGAAGCAACAUUUCGCAGCUUAAACAAUGCAAGUAACUAUACACCAAUGCAUAGUGGUAUGGUCCCAAUAGGUGCCUCUAACCGCUCAAUGAGCUCAACUGCUCCUUUGCGACCUAAUCCCAUCGAGGCCUUGUCAGCUGUCAACAAGCGCCUUGGUCCACCAGGCAGUCAGUCGUAUUCAUCUGCUGUGAAAUAUCCAGGUUCUCUCCAAGCUGCUAUUGUUCACCCUUCUGGUGCUAGUGUGACACUAAACAGCAAAAUUGGUAUUGUGCCAGCAAAUAGUGUUUCGCGAUCGCCAUUUUCUUCCAAUCCCCGAAACCUUGCAAUCAAAACAGGGAGUGGUAUUGGCAACCUUACUCCUGUGCAGAGAAGUCCGCUUGUUAGUAACUCUGGCAUGACACGUUUGUCACCCCCUCGUCCAGUUCGUAAUGGUAACACUGUCCCGUUGCGACAUUUCCAAGACAUGGGAAGCAAAAUUGGAAAGUCGCCACCUCCCCGACCUUCAAGCAACGGUAGUAACAGUAGUCAUCAAAGUUUGUCCCCUCUUGGUGAAUCAUCAUCAUCAUCAUCAUCAUCAUCAUCUCUCCCCAAACAGAAUGGCUGGGAAGAACCUCCAAACACUCCUGACCUGCCCAGUCAAGUUUUAAAAGGUAUUUUAAUCUUGCUUUGUUUCAACCAUUCCUGUCAUAUGGGCCUUUGCCAAGCUUGUUUUCCUUUGCUGCUAAGUCCUUCAGGUGAAGUGUCAUGACCUUCAAAAGUUUAGAAUAUCAGGUUAUAUUUUUGUAGUUUAUCUAACUAAAAUCCAGGCAGGAAAAAAAUUAAAUGUGGAAGUAGUUGCUUAAAGAAGAAGGCAUAAAAACUAUACAAGUGAAAAAAGAGAAUUUUUCAGUCAGAGGGCAAGAGAAGAAUCCUGAAAGAAUUUCUGAAUUUAAUAUGUGGGAAAAACCUAAGACACAAAUUGACUUGGCAUUCUAAGAAAGCACUGAACAAUAAAUGCCUUAUAUUAUUUUUUAGUUACUCAUACAUGUGUAGAGGUUUUGUGCACAGACUCGAUCUUUAGAUCAACCUUACACAGAAUAAUAAAUGGUACCACAAGAAAGUUAUAUAUUUGGUAAUUUUAAUAACAGCUUGAUAUGAAUGAUCGCACUGAUGUAGGUGUAAUCAUUCAUUAGAGCUCUGAAAUAAUACUUUCUAGUGUGCUAUUUAUAUUUGGUGAAAACCCUGAGGAUGUAAAAAAUUUUCACUUUCAACUUGAAGAAGCCAAUGGUGUAAAUUUUUCUCUUACAUCAUCUCUUAAGUAUUCCUGUUAAGACCUGUUCCUUUGGUCAGCUUUAAGAAACAGGUUAAUUUUUCUUCUCUGUUUGUUGACAUACAUAAAUUUUUUAGCUAAUGUCUGUUUCAUUGCAAGAUUCUUGAAUAUACUUGGUCUUAAUUUUAUAAGAUACCCCCUGCACUAAUAAUUCCACAUAAUUUCAUUAAAUUAUGGAGGCACAUACAUUCAAAUCACAGAUAAAAUUGUGAGUUGUUCUUCCUUGGUUACUAUUUAACAGCAUAUAUGAAGUGUGUACUAUACAUCAAACCCCUCAGGACGGAAUUUACAAAUGGCUCUCAUUUUUUAGAACUCUUAAGAUUAAUUUUGUAAAAAGGACUCUUAAAAAUUUUCAUCAUUUUGGAAAUUCAAUCUGUGAUUUUUUAUUAGAAAUGAUGUGACUUUGGUAAUGACAAAGCAAUUUUUCAAUAAAAUAAAUAUAUUUUUUCAAGUAUUAUUUUUCAUUUUUUUAAAAUUUGAAAUGAAAAAAGCUUGACUUUUAUUGCAGCAUAUACAUGUAUGUUCCUAAAAAUAAACACAGCCAGUUCUCUUUUGUCACUAUUGUUCUGGAUGGUCUAGAUUUUUCUCCAGUAGCAUCUUUUUGUCAGUCUCAAACAUGAUUAGUUUUGAAUCAAACUGCACAGAAGAAAACUGUACAUUAUAUGUUUACAGUUUUUCUAUAUCAAAUACUAACAGAGGCAGGUGAAAUAAUAAUUAUUAUAAGUAUGUUUGAUCAUUUCCUUUCAGUGAUGUCAUUUUCUGGUAAUUUUUGGUUUGUAGCAAAUUUAAAUGAUGUUAAUGUCUCUCUGAUGUCUUUUUUUAAUGAAAGAAUAGAGCUGUUCUAUCGCAUUUUGAUCUUUCUUUAGAGCUUUAUUUUUAACAUUCACUGAUUUCUGAGGAAAGACUGAGAAAAGUGAGUUUUUUAUAACUCACUUUUUCCACUCCAAACUUCUAAACUCAAGUAAUAAAUUAUGGCCCCCCUUUUCUCACCUAAUCUUCAAAGUUUUUAAAUUUAGUUCAAGUUAAGUCAAAACAUCGUUACUUAAGCUUAUGGUUGUUCUUGAAGAAAGUAGAAAGCACAGUGUUGGAACAAAAAUAUCAUAUUAUCAAGAUUGUUAAGAAAUCUAAAACAACAUUGAAGGUUGAGGCAAAAGUAGCAAAGAUUUAGUUGAAGGUUUCUUUUGCUUUUUGUGCCAAAGGCUUACUUUAAAUUCAAAUUUAUUCAAAUUGUAAAAUAUUUUAAGUGGACAUUAAUCUUCAUAGUCUGGUGAACUAAAAUACGUCUUUUAUAGUCUACUUACUAUGAGUUCAAAGGAGUUUUUUCGGAUUUACAAUUUCCUUCAAAUGUUAGUUAUGUCAAAUUUGUAUGCAAGCUUCUUUCUUUUAGAUGACAUUUAGUGGAUGCUUCCAUACAAACCCCAUGUGUAUCACUCCAUGUUUAUUCCAUCACUUGAUAAAAAUUAGUCUUUAUUCAUUUUAAAUGCAGUUACAAUUUGACAGUAGUGAUAAAUUUGCAGUUGACUGUUUUCUUCUCCAUCUUUUUUUCCUCUCCUCUUUUAUUUGUUUUGUUUUUGGAAGUAUUGGGCCUUAUCAUGAUCAAUUCUCUUCUUUCUAAAAGUAGUUGUGAGAGGCAAAUUGAACAAAAAUUCCAAAUAUUCUUUUAAGUUCAAAUUUACCAAAAAUAGAAAGAUAGAACAUGGACUCCUGCCAAAGAUGUUUAUAAUAAAUAGUGACACUUCCUCUUGCAUGUACAAUGUAUGUGUUUCAUGACUAAGUAUAGAAGUAAAAGGGUCCUUUUUUGGCUUGCAUCAGACCAAUAUAAUUAUGUUCUUGCACAACUAAGUAACAAUAUUGUUCUUUGGGUUUCCUGUUUUGCUGAAUCAAAGUUAAUGAACUGUCUUGGUCUUUGAUAAAAAUGGCUGUUGGCCAGAUUUUAAUGUGCCUUCCAUCCAAGUCUUUGUUACCUUACACAGCACAGAUCUCUUGCUUUAGUAUAGAUGAAGCUAAACAUUUAAAGAUUUUUUUUGUUACUGUUGUCAACAUACUUUAAUCUGUUCCAGAACAACAUACAUGUACUUCUAAACAGGAUUGAAAAUAAACGUAUAUAUCUAUAUAUAUAAUUAUAAAAGAGAGAACAUGAGUGAUAUGUUGUAGUGAGUGGCUUCUGUAAUUUGGGUGUUACAUGUAGACCAUCCCAAGGCUGUGCUCUAAAGAAAAUUGAAGGGAGCCCAGUGCUCUGAACUUGCGAAAUCCAGUGUUCCCAGCAUAUGGUUUCUAUGAAAAAGCUAAGAUUUUCUAGUCGCCCGAGAGGAAAAAGUUAGGCACCACGGGCCACCGGGCUCUGCUAGAGCACAGCCUUGCAUCCUUAUUUUAAUCAAGCACAAAUGGACAAUGUUCCCUUGUCGGUCUACUGUGGUACCAAUGAGCUGCUUUCUUAUUUGACUGGUAUGCCUGUGAUUGUUGUACAUCAUUUAAAAAAGGGGAACAAUAAUUUCACAGCCUUUCAACAGCAUUUUUUAUCAUUUGCCCUUCUCUUCAGGUGCUACUUCACCUACUAGUACUGUAGAUCCUGUCGUGCCGCCCCCAAAGGUACCCAAACUGCUUCCUGUCUUAAAGAGAAGCAAUAGUACCCAGGAAACAUCAGAGCCUGUGGUACCUCCUGCAAUACCAAAACUACUUCCUGUAUUAAAGAGAAGUCAUAGUUCCCAGGGAGUGACUGAACCUGUGGCUGCGUCACCACCACCAAUAAAAGUAAAGCAAGAAAAACCUGAAUCUCCAAUGGAUUUUUCGCCUUGUCAAGAGUCUAUGCAGAAGGUGUGUGGGCAGUUGAAUAUGAAAUAAUUGCUUGUUUUUGUUUUUCACUGUCUAACUAACCAAAUUGAAUAUAGAAUAAACUGUGGGUGCUCUGAGUGGCUAAAUAAAUGUUUUUAUCAGAAGGAAAAGGGCAGAAAAGCGUGGCUUUUGUGACAAAAAGGCUUCUCUCUAUGUGGCAACUGUUCCAAUUUAAUUGGAACUGUCAGUAUUCAAAGAGGCCACAUACUGUUCUCUGAUUACAUUCAGUUACGUAAGUCUUUCUACAAAGUCAUGUGUCUUGGCAGAGGGGAGGGAUGUUUUUAUGUUAUAAUAACUGGCCUCCCAAGCAUGCAAAGAGUACACUCUCCGAUAACUAGGGGCUAGUGGAUUUUGCUAUCGGGCUAGUUAAAUCUGUUGUUAGCUUGCAUGGCACAUAUCUUGGAGAAUUCAAAUUACAGAAGAACUGUAAUCAAUCCUGCUCGUCGAAAGUUUUUGAGGGCUAGUUGAUAUGACUCUUGGGCUAGUACAUGCUAGCUACAGCUUGCCCAAUUGGCAAGUUGUAAAACUGGCUUUCUUUGCACCCAGGUCCUACUAUUUAUUCUUAACAAUUAUUGCAUGAGGCUGAGUAUCAUGUGAAGGAUUAGCCAAGGCGGAUAACACACUCUGAGAUCUGCAUAAUUCUUCAGAUGAUAUGAAAGUCGAAUUCAUUAUUAUUGUUUUAUUGUUCAUGUAAAAUAAUUUCGAGUUUAAAAACAUGCUUGCCUCCAUGGAUGUUAAGUUUAUCUUUGGUAGUGCAUGUGUAUCUGCAAAUUUAGGAGAUAAAGGGUUGUUUGUUUCUGCUAAUAUUCUUUAAAUGGCCGAUGUCGUUUGUUAAGUUGUCCUCUUGCUGUUCUUGCGAUCUUUUUAGCCAAUAGUUCCUUUUCUUCCAACCUGACCUCAUCCCUAAGUCUUCUCAGUUAACUGUUCAGUUUUCUGGCGAUUAUGCUGCUCAGUUGAGGUCAUUUUUCACAUAUUGCAAGAUUCAUCCAAAUUUGGUCAACAGUACAUAGUAGCUGGUUACGUGUUUUACCCAAUCUGAAAUGGAGAAAUAUUUUGAAUGAAUAAUAAUAUACAUUAUUGAAUUUUGCCUAUGAUUUUUAGCAGCAACAAGAAGAUGCCACAAGCGGUGAGAGUGGAAUUGAUGAGACAAGUUCAAAUGAUGACUGGUGUGCUGUGUGCCGUAAUGGUGGAGAACUUUUAUGCUGUGAUACUUGUCCACGUGUUUUUCAUUUGCAGUGCCAUGUACCAUCCCUUGCUAAUCUUCCAAGGUAAAUCUUGUAGUACAUCAGUGUACAGUGAACAUCAACUUAAGAGAUCCAUUGACCAAAAAGUUGGCACAAUAUAAUGAAAGCCCAAGUUGAAGCUUAUGUUCUUAAAAGUUUUGAAAAAGGCAGCCCUUUAGUCUCUGUUUUGUAGUUAUAUUAUGUUAUGUUGAAAAAAAAAAUCUGGCAUCAACCAUGCUGCCUCCUCUUAAAAAUUGGUUCAAAGCUGAAGGUGAAAGUUUUGGGGCAGGUUCAUUUUUUAGUGAAUUGUUCUGUUUAACACCAAGGGUCUCAGCAUUGAACUGUGGUCAUUUUACUUUCAUUAGUGACUCGUGGAGUUGUGGAUUGUGCAGGGAGGUUGACUGGAAUGCUUUAAGACAGAGGGGUAUGUCCAAUUUAAAUUUAUUGUAAUUUGAUAUUAUUUUUGAGGCAUGUUUUUACUGGGCAUAAUGUAAGGUUGAGAGUCUUUUGACCUUAAGCAAACAAAAAAUUGGAGUCUUGGGCAGAGUCGUAACCUUGACUGAAUUGGAAACCUAAGAAUAAGAACUAUUCUAUUUUUUCCUAACUCCACUUAUGACUCUGCUGCUAGUGAAAAUCAGAUUGUCAAAGAUGAAAGCAGAAGCAGAAAGUUUUAGUGUGACUCCAAGAAUGUGUGUUUGACUAGAUCAUUAGUGAUGGAGGUACAUUGUUUAGCAGAAUCGGAAUGCUGUUUUCACUAGAUCUUACGUUCUGAUUACAACACUGUGAAAACCAGCCUUUUGUGAGAAUGUAUCUCUCCAGCAGUUCAUUUAAAUUAUCAAACUUUCUUAACAACACAGAUCUGGAAGGGGUCUCCCCUGGAAAUAAAAGACGCUCUUCUUGUAAUGGUCUGACAGAGUUUGAGAAAAAGGUAAUUGAAGUAUUCUUUAUCCAGUCCCUUUGAUGAAUUAUUAAUAUUGUAAGCAGUUCUUUUCUUAGCUUAUGUUUAACAUUUUACUCAUUUUUUUUUUAAAUAAGGCCUGUGAAAAAAUUUUGCUGGAGCUGUUUUGUCAUGCAGACAGUAUUCCAUUCCAACAGAAAGUUAGCAAAUCGGUAAGUGAAAGCAUUAUUUUUCAAAAACCAAGAAUGACUAAGUGAGUAGCAUAAGUUCCUGUUGUCGGGACAUUUUCUCUUGAAGGAUUAAAAUUGUUCCAUUUUAGUUUACGAGGCAAUAUAGGCAACUAAAGUGAGUAGUUGUACAUGUUAUAUUUUGAUGGAUUGCCAUUUUUUAGAUUAAUUUUCCUUUUGAGUAUCCACCUCUCAUAAGAUUAUAUUUUUUGCAUUUAAGGUGACAGUCAACUCUGAGAGAGUUGACAGUAGAGGCAUUCUAAGUAACUGAAACCAUGCAGAGAGAGGGGGGGGGGGGAUUAUUAACUUUGUUCCCCUGAAAUAAGGGGAAGAGAAUGGAUAGUAUGGUCAUCUUCUUUACAUUUAUUUCUUUUCCCAGCAGUUCCAUUUAUAAAAUUCAUAUAUUCAUUAUUUCAACCAAAGUCUUGUUCCAAAGUUUACUAGUAGACCAUUGUUUCUUUUUUAGGUUCCUAAUUAUUACAAAGUGAUUACUCACCCAAUGGAUUUGUCAAAUGUCCGUGCAAGGCUUCAAACACAGAACUUUGCACACUAUCAAACCUUCCAUGAGUUUGUUGGAGACUGUCGCCUGAUCUUUGAGAACUGUGCAAUAUUUAAUGAAGUAAGUACUACUUCUUUUAACAAUAAUUAUUGCUGUCAAAUGAACCCCUAGUCAAUAAUUGUGAAAUUUUUAAGAGAUUAUUAGAUAAUGCCUGGCUUAAAAUUGAUUGAACAAUCAAUAUUCAUUACAGCUGCAAAAUUUACAGCCCUUAUCAAGGAAGAGGAAGGGCAUACAUAAAACAGCUACAUGUCGAUCACUGAGAUUGUUGUUUCCAAAAUAAAACAUGCAGUAAAAUUAUUCAUGAAUUUAAGUUUGGUAGUAUUGCUCCUUUUCCAUUAGACUAAUGAAGUUCAUUAUUUUUUGGUUAGCUUUAAGGUUGACUUCAGUUUUAAGCAAAGUAUAUAAUUUUUGUUUAGUUAUUGUUUUUUAAAGUUACAAUACCUAUCAAUUACUGCAAGGACAUUUCUCUUCAUCGACCCUUCCAAAGCCUUUUUUCACACCUUUGACUCUUCUGGGCCACUGCGAAAGAGCAUGAAUAGACAAAAAAAAUGAUAUAACAUUAUUUUGUGGACAAAAAAGGCUGCACUCUAGCAGGGCCCAGGGGCCCCUGCUACCUAACUUUUGCUCCCAUGCAAAAAGGAAGUCUUAUUUUCCUCUUAGAAAAUAUAACGCUGGGCACCUUUAUUUCACAAGUUCAGAGCACUGGGCAUUGUUAAAGUUAUUUUCUUAGAGCACAGCCUUCACAAAAGCUCAACUAGGAAAUGUGAACAUUAUUAACGUGGAAUCCAUCAGGAAAUUGAGUAAUCUUAAUUUUUAGUGGACAAAAACCUUGUACCAGAAUAAUUUAAGCCACAUUGAAUUCUUUUCUACAGUUUUCAAGGGCUAUAGAUAUACUUAGUUAUCUGUAAUAACACCAAAGACAAUUUCUCAUGGGAGCCUGUGAAAAUUGAUUUAAAUUUCACAGGAAUUGUGAAAACACAUGUAAAAUUUCAUGGGUAAGAUUUCAUUUUGUGAAAUUUGAAGCUUUUCUUAGGCUCCUAUGAGAAAUUUUCUUUGGUGUUAUUACAUAUAACUAAUUACAUCUUUUGCCCUUGAAAAGUGUAAAAAAGAAUGUAAUAUGCUCAAAAUUAUUUUGUACAACGAUUUUGUGUGAUAGAAAAAAUAAAAAAUUUACUCAGUUUCCUGAUGGAUUCCGUCUUAAUUUUCAUGCAUACAGAUGAGAUAUAAAUGUUCCCCGUGUCUAUUUAUUUUCCAAGAGGAAAAAGGGACUAGGAAUUUGUUCAGUUUGUUAAACACUGUCUUGUACUGGAAUGUUUCCUAUAGGCAACUUCUGAAGUUGGCAAAAUGGGCCUCAAUUUAGAAGUAUAUUUUGACGCCGUGCUGAAAAAGUACCUGCCAAAUUAUGUGGAUCCAUCUGGGGAACCCAAGCCAAAGAGGAGAAAAGAUGAAGCAAGGAUGUAUAUACUGAAUCAAUGA
Messenger RNA from Porites lobata, 9980 nucleotides. NCBI's taxonomy places the organism in Eukaryota, Metazoa, Cnidaria, Anthozoa, Scleractinia, Poritidae. The record is from the annotation of a GenBank genome assembly.